CACACUCCUCGUCCUCGCCGCCAUGGAACUCCUCUCCCUCCACUUCCUGCACCCGCGAACCGGGCGCCCUUCACUUCCCCUCGCCGCCGCAGCGCCAUCAAACACCAGGCGGCCGCAGAGCCGCACGUACCUGCUGGCGCCACCACGACGCACGCGCGGCGCGCCCCGGCUGUCGGUGUCCGCCGUGGCGGCCGAGAAGCCCCGAGCCGAGGAAGCGCCGCCGUCCCCGUCCAAGACGGAGGCAUUCGAUUGGCUAGACCAGUGGUACCCGAUCGCCCCUGUAUGCGACCUCGACCCGCGGGCGCCGCACGGCAAGGUGGUGCUGGGACUCAGCGUCGUCGCCUGGUACGACCGCGGCGCCGGCGAGUGGCGCGUGUUCGAGGACGCCUGCCCGCACCGCCUCGCGCCGCUGUCGCAGGGCCGCAUCGACGGCAAGGGACGGCUCCAGUGCGCGUACCACGGAUGGUGCUUCGACGGCGCCGGCGCGUGCGCGUUCAUCCCGCAGGCGCCCGCCCUCGGCCCGCCGGUGCACGAGAACCGCAGGGCGUGCGUGGCGUCGUACCCCUGCGUGGUGCAGAACAACAUCCUGUGGUUCUACCCGAGGACGGAGGCCGAGCACAGGGACGUGCUGCGGCGGAAGCGGCCGCCGUACUUCGCCGAGAUCGACGACCCGUCCUACUUCACCACGUUCGGCAUGAGGGAUGUCUCCGUGGGGUAUGAUGUGGCGGUAGACAACAUCUUCGACAUUGCGCAUGUCCCGUACGCGCACAAGGGGCUGCUACCCUACUUUCGCGACGAGGAAGAUCCCGGAAGAGUUGAGCAUGACCAAGAGUGCGGUGAGCCGAUCAAGAUGGAGAUAGAGCAUGCUGAUGUGCAUGGGUUCCUGUCCAAGAUGAAAGGAGGCAGCAUCCGGUUUGUGGCGCCAUGCACGUUCCACGGCACACCUGCUAGUACCAAAGUGGCUGCCGGUGGCGAGGCGGCAGUUUGGUUCAUGCUGGUUGCCCUCAUCAUCCCUGUUGCUCCAGGGAGGAGCAGGGUGAUCUGGGCGUUCCCGAGGAACGCCGGGGUUUGGCUCCACAAGCUCAUACCACGGUGGUUCUUCCACAGCGUCACAAAUCGGGUUAUCGAUUCAGAUGUUUGCCUCAUGCAUGUUGAGGAGCGCAAAUUUGCCGCGGCGGGACUGGAAAACUGGCACAGAUCUUGCUACGUGCCGACAUCUUCAGACGGCAUGGUGGUCGCCUUCAGGGACUGGUUCAGGAAACACUGCAACCAUCAGGUUGGCUGGGGAGCCCCACAGCCCGACCACCAGCUGCCACCAAGCUCUACCAAGGAUCAUCUCCUGGAGAGGUACUGGUCGCACGUCGCGCAGUGCACGAGCUGCAGCGCGGCGCUGAGGAGCAUGAGGCUGCUCGAGGUCGCGCUGCAGGUCAUGUCGGUCUCCGUCAUCGGAUCCCUCGCCGUCGCCAAAGGGUCGUCGUUGCUCACGUCGGUUGUUCAGAGAGCCGUAGUUGUGACUGCAGCCGUGUUGUGCUUCAUGGCGUCUCGGUGGCUUGCUACUUACAUCGAGAAGAACUUCUAUUUUCAGGAUUUCAUUCACUCUUACAACUGAGUUAUACACUAUUAUAAUCUUGGGGAAGUCAUGGAUGUUCUAGAGCUAUUUGUUGCAGAUUACAAGUUGUGCUAGUGGUGGGAUAAGGCGUUUUGAAUGUACGCAAAAUGUCUUAGCUCGUGAUAAACUUAAGUAGCUCUCUUUUAAUUUUAUCCAUAACUAACGCCCUUCCCGGAAAAAGAUAAGAUGGUUACUAUAGAUGUUAGGUCAAUUGUGAUUUUUCAUCUUGGUAUGCUGCUCUUUUAAA
Messenger RNA from Sorghum bicolor (sorghum), 1856 nucleotides. RefSeq names its product protochlorophyllide-dependent translocon component 52, chloroplastic. Gene Ontology annotation, molecular function: chlorophyllide a oxygenase activity; 2 iron, 2 sulfur cluster binding. Lineage: Eukaryota; Viridiplantae; Streptophyta; Magnoliopsida; Poales; Poaceae. The record is from RefSeq and is a predicted model, not a curated record. The transcript has 6 exons. The coding region runs from base 23 to 1609 and encodes 528 amino acids.